Messenger RNA from Ascochyta rabiei, 1248 nucleotides. RefSeq lists its product as uncharacterized. Bases 1 to 1248 code for a protein of 415 amino acids. The record is from RefSeq and is a predicted model, not a curated record. Lineage: Eukaryota; Fungi; Ascomycota; Dothideomycetes; Pleosporales; Didymellaceae. The transcript is spliced from 3 exons.
AUGGAUUACUUCCGUUCUAAGCGCUCAAACGCCCACCAGCCUAUCCGCGAUGACCGCCCCGCGAAACGUAUAUCGACGCCAGCUGGUCAGCGCCUCUCCAUAGUACUCGAGUCCACCCACAUGCGAAGCAAACCCGCCAAGUCAGAGCCCAAGUCCAAAAUCGAAGUCACCACAACCAGCACCUACUGCAACGAUCCGACGCAUCAACACAUCGGGCCAACAGUCCAUGUGCACGAACCGCGGAAGCCUGGCUUCCUGUCCGUCAUCACGGGGGGGAGGCUGGGCGACACACCGAGAGAAAGUAUGGAGGAUCAGGGUCACAACGGGAGCAACCUCAGUGUCAGUGUAUGGAGUGAUCCGCACACACCAAGGAGCGAGAAGUUCACGCAGCUGGAAGCCGGUGAGAGUGGUAGACGAUGGGGUUGGAAAAAGUUGGCUGUCGUUGGUGCUAUGAUUGUCGCGCUUAUUGUAGCACUUGCAGUCGGCCUGGCAGUGGGUUUGAAGAAGAAUUCGCCGAGCAACUCAUCUUCGACGCCUACCACAAGUGGCGACUCCCAACCAGUGGGCACAGGCACGGGCACAAGCCCUGAGACAGAUACGCCGACCGCACCGACUUCCACACUCACGCCAUCCGCUGUUCCAUCGAACUUCCCCGUUGGAGCCUUUUCGCUCGUUACCUUCCUCGAUACCAUCGCGACAGGGUGCACUAGCAACAACGCAACAUGGACGUGCGCGCCAUAUACAGAUUACUAUUCGGACCCUCAAAAGGCUCUUGCUGUCAUCAACUGGGAGAUCACCGGCUCUCCAGGCUCAUACAAAAUCUCAUCGAAGGACACCUCCGACCUUUACAUGACUUUCCAGAAUGCGCCACUGGACUUGCUUGAUGAAGGUAAGAGCACAGAACGGUAUCGCUUUCAAAUUAGUCGGACGAAAUCGGUCAACAUGACCGGAACCAUUGGAGGCUUGAGAGGCAACUUCGAGUGCGACUACGGUGCGACCAAUCUUCAGGCUUACCUUUACACGAAGAUGCAGAGGACUUACCCUGAUGAUACGAUCAAUGUAUCCAAUACUCCCAACACUGUUUGGCCAUAUGCUGUACGUGUCGAGCAAGCAGUGGGUGGUGGCGAAAAUGUGCCCUCGUGCACAAAAUCAUCCGGCGAGAUGGUCACCAAUGGUAUCAAAGCACAAGAUGCGGGUAACCUAUGUUCGUGUUUAUACAAGAACUGGACACCCGAGAGGGCGUCAUGA